This is a messenger RNA of Sesamum indicum (sesame), 637 nucleotides long. NCBI's taxonomy places the organism in Eukaryota, Viridiplantae, Streptophyta, Magnoliopsida, Lamiales, Pedaliaceae. The record is from RefSeq and is a predicted model, not a curated record.
UAAUGAUUUUCUUUUUUAUUUUUUCGGAUCAGCUUAAAUUGGCUGAAGGAUCACAAACAAGUUCUUAUCAGAACUGUACCCAUGACAAUGCUGUUCAGUGGAAAUCGGAUGAUUAUGUCCCUGAAGAACUUGCAGCGCCUGACUCUCUCUCUUUUGGAAGAAAUAGACACAUGAAAAAUAAAAUUGGGUUGAAGAAUUCUUCAGAUGGGAUGGAAUUUGUUGAACAACUUCAAAAUUCUUCUGUAUUUGGGUGCUCAGAAGCAGAGAAAAGAUACGACAUAGUUACCCCACUUUAUCAAAGGGUACUCUCAGCUGUAAUUGUGGAAGAUGAGGUCGAAGAAUCUGAAGAAACUGGAUUUGGGAGACCUAGAGACUUUGAAAGGAGCUCUGCUGCCCAAGAGGUGCUGCAAAGAGACAGUGGAUAUAUGCACUCUGAGGUUGAAGUGUUGGUUAGACUUUCAAGAUGUGAUUAUGUUCCCCAGAAUAUGCAGACAAAUAAUUGUGGCAUUCCUUCCUUUGAUGGCCAAUAUGAGCAAAUGGGGAUUGAAGAAAAGCUCAUUCUAGAACUACAAAGCAUUGGCCUAUUCGUGAAAGCUGUGGUAAUAGUUGGGUUUUUAGUAGCAGAUUUUGAUCAUAA